AUGGCCACCGAAAAUACCUGUUCAGCGUGUAGCUGGUCCCAAACACGUCAAGACGCAUGUCGUUACCAGAGUCACGUGAACCUUUUCUACGGGGUCAGCAAUCGAGGGGUGUGGUCUUUAGGCUCAAACUUGAUCCUAAAAGAACGGUCUACCGAGCCACCAAACUUUGAGGUCCCCAAUAUCGGGUUUUUGGCGUCAAGAACCUCAAUUCCUAUACCUCAAAUCGUUGAAGAAUGGCAAGAAGACGACGGGGCAUAUUUUCUCCUUACCAAACGAAUUCGAGGUCAACCAUUGAGUGAAAUUUGGCCAAAGAUGACAUCGGACGACAAAGAACGCGUCGCAAAACAGACCGCUGAGUACUUGAUGCAGCUUCAUGAGCUUCGCUCGGACCGACUGGAGAGCAUCGGCGGACAGCCAAUCUACUCAGCCUUUCUUUUUCCGAAUGGCUAUGGCAUUGGACACGGGCCGUUUUCAUCUGACGAUGAAUUAUGGGCUGAGAUGUCGUUGGCCUUGGCUCAAGUGCCGGAGCAAAUUCGUUCGAAAUUGCGUCAACGGAUGCCAGCUGCGGCUCCCUAUACAUUUACUCACGGCGACCUAACCAACGUCAAUAUCAUUGUCGAGAAUGGUAACCUGGCAGGGAUUCUGGACUGGGAAUCUUCGGCCUUUUUCCCUGUUUGGUGGGAAUUUACUUGUGCGGGAAUUGGCCUGGGGCAAGAUGAUAAAGAAUGGAAGGACUUGCUUUGCACACAUCUACCGGAUCAUACUAAGGCCCGCAAUUUUUGGCUGGAUUUCUUUGCAUUGCGCAACUAUCCUAAGUUGAAUGAGAGAGGACUGGCAUUUCUAAAGGAAUGUGGUUCGGGCUUGCCAGAGAAGGAAACAUAA
Messenger RNA from Penicillium verrucosum, 882 nucleotides. RefSeq lists its product as uncharacterized. Lineage: Eukaryota; Fungi; Ascomycota; Eurotiomycetes; Eurotiales; Aspergillaceae. The record is from RefSeq and is a predicted model, not a curated record. Bases 1 to 882 code for a protein of 293 amino acids. The transcript has a single exon.